AUGGCAUUGCCGACGGCCGCUGCACGGAAUCUGGCAUGCCACAGCUGCCGACAAUGGAUGCUGCGGUCAUUCAUUUCCAGUAUUGGUGGCCAGGCCAUCUCGUCGACCAGCCGAAGAGCCUUCUCCACUCCACGGAUGCGACUGAAUGAAGCACGAGAACGACCUCAGAAAGAAGAGCGAGAAGAGCAGAUUUCAAGCGAUACAGACCGGAAGUACUCGCCACUGGCCGAAGGGAAAGAGUCAACGCACGAUGGUCAAGAACAAAGUGCACACGUGCCUUGGUAUCUCCAAGUGGAGUCUCCCAUCCCAGAGCAAGAGAACAGCCUGUUGGCUCGACAAAAGAUACCCGAUCUACCAGAAUAUCCUCCACCAAUGCUGCAGCCUCUUCUUGAAAGAAUUUCUGUCGAGCUGGGAAUGGACGAUCUGUCCCUGCUUGACCUCCGAGGCCUCGAUCCACCUGCUGCUCUCGGCGCCAAUCUUCUCAUGAUCGUUGGAACUGCUCGAUCAGAGAAACAUCUCCACUUCUCGGCUGACAAACUAUGUCGAUGGCUGAGAUCUGAACAUAGAUUGUCUCCAUAUGCAGACGGACUGCUAGGAAGGCAAGAGUUGAAGUUGAAGAUGCGAAGAAGAGCAAAGCGUUCGAAAUUACUAUCAGCGGUGGGUUCAAAGGCGACUGCGGAUUCAGAGCUGUAUGAAGGCAUCAGAACAGGCUGGAUCUGCGUCAAUCUUGGCAGAGUGGAAGGCGGCGACUUGCCCAAGUCUGAGGAAGAGCUGGCGCGAGAGGCGAAUGUGGUUGGAUUUGGAACACAGACGAGUGGAGCGAGGAUCGUAAUUCAGCUCUUGACGGAAGAGAAGAGAGGCGAAAUCGAUUUGGAGAAGCUGUGGACCGCUGUGUUGAAGAAGUCGACGAAGGAAAAGGAAGCAAUGCAGAUGAAGGAGGACAACGAGGGAGGUGAUGAGGAGCAGCACGGGCAAGAGAACCCAUCGAGCCCACAGCACGAUGCUUCCAGUCUCGCUCAGAGACCUGCUUUUGCUCAACAACAGGCUCGCGCAUUUCACACGUUGUCACGACGACCCCUCGCCGUUCCGACAGUCUCCAGCACGAUUACGGGCCGAAAUCCUCCAACACAAGACGAGAGUCCAGCCGGCGAAGCAAUGUCUGCACACUCGAUAUCUACGUUGAACUCUGCAUUGGACACUCUCGCACGCAUGCCGCAUGAGUCGGCUGUGGCUACCCUUGGCGACGACUUCAUGUCUCCUGCAGCGAUUGAGGGUGUCGAGACUGCUCGGAACUUUGCCGUGGCCGGCACGUCUGAUUUUGUUCAAGCCUUCAAUGCUGCCAUGCCGCCAUUUCCAGAAACGGCUCACUGGCACGCCCAUGUCCAAUUGCUGGCCUUGGCGUAUCGCUUUGGCCAUCCAAAUGUCUACAACAACACACUCCUAGCCGCUCUACAGAACAUGGUCGUUACUGGAAUGGUGCCCAUGGAGCGGAGCUACAUCUCUGUUCUGGGUGCUUUACUCGGCAAAGUCGAUCGCAGUAGCCCGGCUUUUGAGUACGACAUGGAACCCAUCUUCGAUCUUUUGGAAGAGAUGGAGCAUUAUGGGUACAAUGCAUUGCGUCCUGAAAUCCUUGAAGCCCUGCACCGCGCUUUGGUCGGCCCUCCAACGACUACAGAGCGGACCACAUUGCAGUCACUGGUGCCCGCGCUCGGCCUCGCCAGGCUCAAACGACAUUUGGCCACUGCAGACGUGAAGAAGUUCUGGCAGUCGUGGAACAGCUUUCCUCGUCGACUGAUACCUCGCUCGGUAGAGAUGUAUGUCGUACUAUACGACGCGCUAGCAAGCGAGAACAUGGCCCUGGACUUCCACCGCACGCGGAGUGCUCUUACCUACUGGAUCCACGAGAUGGAGCACGAGGCAGAUCCGGUCACGGUUGAGAAUGGAGGCGUGGAGCUUGCCAUGUCGCUGUUCAAGGCGAUUAAGUAUGUCGAUCCGCUGGCUGAGAUCAAGGAAUGGAACGAUGUGAGGGGGAAGUGUGAGAAGGUGCUGAGGGCGGCUCUUCAAUGA
This is a messenger RNA of Zasmidium cellare ATCC 36951, 2067 nucleotides long. RefSeq lists its product as uncharacterized. Gene Ontology annotation, cellular component: mitochondrion. The coding region runs from base 1 to 2067 and encodes 688 amino acids. Lineage: Eukaryota; Fungi; Ascomycota; Dothideomycetes; Mycosphaerellales; Mycosphaerellaceae. The transcript has a single exon. The record is from RefSeq and is a predicted model, not a curated record. Gene Ontology annotation, biological process: mitochondrial proton-transporting ATP synthase complex assembly; mitochondrial gene expression; mRNA stabilization.